AGUUGUCUGCUAGACCGUCUGUUGUUCAUGGUAACAGAAUAACUAAGAAAACUUUUACACAACUUUUAUAAUAAAAAUGGAAAAGGUAGAACUUGAGGAGCCUCUUCCAGAAAUACAAUAUCGUAAGGCAACUAGUGCCGAAAUGUAUGCUUUAAAGAAGCAAGCCGUACAGUAUUAUAAAGAAAAUGGUGUCCCUUUAAAGAUGGAAAAUGUAAUGAAUGAAAUGUUCUACGAUAGACCGGAUGAUGUUUUUGGACAUAUAGCAAACUAUUUUGAGUCUUUUGCAAAAGCAGUUACAAUAAACAAAGUUGAACUUCUGGAUACUUUCGAUUCAAGGGGUCAACAAUCGUUAACAACUAAUUUGUAUGGAAUAGUUAGGAAUAAUUCUAAACUGCUGGCAGAAACACAAUUAACUAGCUCCUCUCGUCUUCCCGAUUACUCUUCACCAGAAGAAAAAGAGAAUGAUGCAGUUGAACGACAAGAAUCAUUAAAGGCUUCUAUUGAGUUAAUUAAUGAUAAAAUAUCUCCAGUUUUAAUAGGAAUUGACGUUAACGAACAGAAUCAAAUUGAUGAGGAGAUAUCAAAAAUACUCUUACCUUUACAAGAAGCUCUGGAUAAAGAGAGACAAGAAGAAGAGAAUAAGAAAAAAGAGGAACAAGAGAGAAUAGAAGCGGAAAAGGUAGUCAGUGCGAAAGAUAAAAGAAAAUCUCCCAAAGUCAAAGGAAAAGGAGCUGCUGUGGUUAUUAUACCAGAUGAACCAAAAGACAAACUAAUUCCUGGUUAUGAAUCUGGUUGCAUUGUGUCGAAAAGUGUUUGUAAAGCGGGAUCUUUUGUUAAAAAUUGCGAAUUAUACGAAUAUAUUGGGAGUUUGACCGGAAAAGAUCAAUUUAAGAUUCCAUUACCAAUGUUUACAAUUUUCUAUAGUGGAAGAGCUGCACCUGGAAAACAGAAUUACGUUAAAGAAUAUAUGAUUAUACCAUCCCCAACUAAAACGCUUUCUCAGGCCGUAAAAGAGAGCGUACAGAUCUAUAACACCAUAGGAGAUAUCCUAGCAUCUAAGGCCGCGGCCAGCGAUAAAGGUGGUAAAAAGCAAAAUUCUAUUAUCAAUGAGGGACCUUACAUUACAUCUAAGCUGGUAAAUGAUACUGGUGCGUUUUGCACACCUUUGGAUAGGAUUGAACAAGGCUUAGAUCUUAUUCAAGAUGCUAUGAAACAUCUUAAUCUAGAAUCUGGAACCGAUUUCUAUUUCGCGUUAAAUUUAAGUGGUCAAGAAGUUUUUGAUUAUGAGAAAGGCAAAUAUGAAAUUGUUGCUGGAAUUCAAAAGACUGGAGAUGAUUUAGCUGAUGUUUUAAAUGACAUUUUGAAUAAAUACCCAGGAGUAAUAGCUUUAAUCGAUCCUGUAAGAAAGGAGGAGAAGCAGGCUUGGCAAAAAAUAAGUGAAAAAAUCUCACCAAGAUGUUAUAUUGGAAGGAAUGUGAACACGCGUCACUUUUUCAAUGAUAUACCAAAUCCAGAAUUACCUAUAAGCGCAUCUGUUUUAAAAUUAGAAACAUCUACAAUAUCGCACAUUACCUCGGUUAUUUCACACUCUGAUGCUAAUGAAAUCGUUACGAUUAUGCAAAGUAGCCAGGGUGAAAGUGAAGAUUCUUUUAUAUCCGAUUUGGCCGUCGCGAACGAUUGUAAGUUUAUACACGUAGGAGCACCGUGUAGAGGAGAGAGGUUGUCAAAAGUUAAUAGACUUUUGAGAAUUGAACAGUUAUUGGGCGAUAAAGCAUUAAAAUGGCCGGAAAAUUUUGAAUUUCCCUAUCUUCCAAUUCCACAAGUAGAGGAACCGGAAGAAGAAGAAAAAGUUGAAUAA
This is a messenger RNA of Dimorphilus gyrociliatus, 1858 nucleotides long. Lineage: Eukaryota; Metazoa; Annelida; Polychaeta; Dinophilidae. The record is from the annotation of a GenBank genome assembly.